This is a messenger RNA of Tarenaya hassleriana, 662 nucleotides long. Its product is annotated as stress-response A/B barrel domain-containing protein At5g22580. The record is from RefSeq and is a predicted model, not a curated record. Lineage: Eukaryota; Viridiplantae; Streptophyta; Magnoliopsida; Brassicales; Cleomaceae. Bases 46 to 384 code for a protein of 112 amino acids. The transcript has 2 exons.
UAUACACAUAUAUAUGUAUAUGCGUUUGUAGAGCUUAAUAUAGGAAUGGCGACUUCAGGGUUCAAGCAUUUGGUGGUUGUCAAGUUCAAGGAAGAUGCUAAGGUCGAUGAGAUCUUGAAGGGUUUAGAGAAGCUUGUUUCUGAAAUUGAAUCUGUCAAAUCCUUCGAAUGGGGACAUGACAUAGAGAGCCAUGAGAUGCUAAGACAGGGCUUCACUCAUGCAUUCUCAAUGACGUUUGAGAACAGAGAAGCUUACGUUUCUUUCACGAGUCACCCUCUUCACGUUGACUUCUCCGCCGCCUUCACGGCCGCCAUUGAUAAGAUCGUCCUCCUCGAUUUCCCCGUCGUGGCCGUCAAGCCCACCAUGCCAUCGUCAUCAUCAUGAAUCAUCCAUCAUCAUCAUAUAUCAUAGAUCAUAUGCAUAUUAAUUUCCAUGUAUUAGAGAAACUGCAUCCACGCCUCUCUGUCUGUCUAUUUGAUCAUCUACUUAAUCGGUUUGGAGUUAUGCUAUCUGAGUAUCAUAUGCUACCGGUUUGGGAUGAUUCGGCUUUCCGGUUAUGAGGAGAUCCGGUUUUAGUUGGUUCCCCCUGAAAAAAGCAGAUGACUAUAUGUUUAAUUAGGGUCUGGACCAUACUACAAGUACCUUAAAAUAUGAUUUCUCUA